CGCGGCCAGAAAAAAGCUGCAUUUAUUGAUGAAACCCGCGGCAGAUCCUGGCAUUUCAUUCCUUUUUGAUAGAGCGAACGGCUCAUUGCAAAAAGAGCAGCGCUGCGGCAAGCAGUGAUCGAGGUUUCAGGGCUGCCGCCACUUGCACUGAUUGAUUAAUGCCGCGUUCGCACGUAUUGCUGCUGUUAAGCGCCUGCGCCUGGUCACUGCACCCAUACCGAGUCGUUUUUCGAGAUGUGCACGCAGCAUUUCGCAGCGAAGAUAUUCACAGCGCGGCGCACGACCUGGGCGGUCGCGUAGAACACGUCUCGACGACGAGCGCGCGCCUGCACCUGCCCGACGAUGCUGCCGCCGCGACGCUGGCAGAGAGAUCUGUGCUCGUGCGCUACGUUUUAGAGGAGUGGGGCGCCGGCGCGACGCUGCGAGAAGCUGCUAGUCAAGCCCGCAUACCGAGCGACGGCUCGCUCGCGAACGGCGCGUCGUGGCGCGUGCGCGUGCAAGCAGCCGGAAGGCGCACGGGCCUCGUGAACGCCCACGACCCGGUCCUCUUCAAAGAGCUCGGCGGCGUCCUGGACGAACUCCCGGGCCCGGUGCGGCUCAAGGACGCGGAGGAAGACGUGGCCGUGCUGUUGCGAGGCGAGACCGUCGUCGUAGGACGUGUCGUCGCCCGCGGCUGUGCGGCGCAGCUGCUGAGCCAGUCUUGGUCCUGCGUCGAGUUCCAGUGCUUUCGUCACCGGUCGAUCGCCGCGCAGGUACCGUGUUGCGGACAGAGCGUACAGAGGCUCGACGACGAUGGACGCGACGCUCGCUUUCGUGACGGCGUCGUUCGCGCGCGUGCGGCCCGGCGAUCUUGUUUUGGAUCCCUUCUGUGGCACGGGCGGCAACCUCUUGGCUGCUUGUCACAUGUCCCGGCGGCCCGGCAUCGGCGCCGACGCCGACGCGCGGACGCUGCUGCGCGGCACAGCGAAUUGUGAAAACGGCUCCUUGAAACUCGACGCGCGGCUGCGCAAGGCGCAGAACAUGGCCAACGUCGGGGGCCGACGAGAAAAGAAACGGGGCGAGCCGUCCCUCGCGAGCGACGCGUCGAUCCGGCGGAAUUUCCUGGACCGCGGCCUGGACCCGCCGCGGCUCGUCGUCUCCGACGUGGCGGCUCUGGACGGCCGCCUCGAUGAUGAGGAGUACUACUUCGACGGCGGUUUUGUGCCCGUGGACGCCGUCGAUGCGAUCGUCUGCGACCCGCCGUACGGCGUCCGGGAGCGGGUGGACGUCGGCGUCGAGGGCGCGGCGCCGUGGCGGCCGGCGCUGUUUGAGUUGGCGGCAAAGCGGCUCCGCGCCGGCCGUCGGCUCGCGUUCUGGGUGCCGUCGAGCCAGGCGGCCGCGCCGGAGCUCUCGAGCGAAAUCGGGCACGAGCUGCCUCCAUCACUCUCGGUCGUCGCGGCGGCCACGCAGGCCCUCGGCGGCACGCGCGCGCGGACGCUGCUGGCCGUCGAGAAGUCUUAAUUAUACAGUGUUGUGCUUAG
Messenger RNA from Pelagomonas calceolata, 1520 nucleotides. The record is from the annotation of a GenBank genome assembly. Lineage: Eukaryota; Pelagophyceae; Pelagomonadales; Pelagomonadaceae.